Achroia grisella is the source of this 1974-nucleotide messenger RNA. RefSeq names its product zinc finger CCCH-type with G patch domain-containing protein. Gene Ontology annotation, molecular function: DNA-binding transcription factor activity, RNA polymerase II-specific; RNA polymerase II cis-regulatory region sequence-specific DNA binding; metal ion binding. Gene Ontology annotation, biological process: regulation of transcription by RNA polymerase II; negative regulation of DNA-templated transcription. The coding region runs from base 270 to 1907 and encodes 545 amino acids. The transcript has 10 exons. Gene Ontology annotation, cellular component: nucleus. The record is from RefSeq and is a predicted model, not a curated record. Lineage: Eukaryota; Metazoa; Arthropoda; Insecta; Lepidoptera; Pyralidae.
AAUCGAAAUUGAUUAUUAUUAGUAUUAUAACAUUAGUGUAAAACAAUUGCAUUACUUUAUAUUGAUACUUAUAAAUUUGUUUUACCAUUUUAUUGUUCUAUUGUUAAAUAUCUACUUUUAACAUACAUUUUAUGUACCCGAACAUUCCAUCUGAGUUAUAAAGUGAUAUACAUCUAACAUAUGACAGUACAGGGAUUGAUUGUUAUUGUUUGAUUUUUGUAAUAUACACGUGAAUAGUAACUAUAUAAGUAUUAAUAAAUUACUCAAUAAUGGAAAAUCUAAAAGCAUCAUUAUGUCAAUAUAAUGAUCAGCUUUCAAUGGUAAAUGACGCACUGAAGAGAGUCCAGGAUAACGCAGAGCGCGACUCACUUGUGGCCCUUCAGUCUGAAUUGCAACAGCUCAUACAAUUGACUCAGGAAAGUUUAGAUACUACGGCCCCGAAAGAUAAUGUCACUGAAACAUCACAAAGUAAUAAUGAGAAAUCUGAUUUGGAUGAUGAAUACGCAUUAUUUAUGCAAGAAAUGGCUAAAACUGGUGCAUGUAAUACAGAUAAUGAAGAAAAACCUGAAUGUUCUAAAGAUAAUGGUCAAAAUGAAAGUGACAACAGUGAUAUAGAGGAUGAAUUAGCCACAUUACUGGGCAUGAAGUGUGCAGUAUAUCAUACUCAUAAAUGGGGUGGGCAGCCAAGCCUUCACAAUGCAAUGGUCAGUGCUGUUGUCCCCCGAAAUGAUGAUGACCAGUUUCAAGAUCUUCAGGUACGAGUGCUUUUCACUCAUCCAACACAUGCAGAAAUGUUACCAUGUCCUUUCUACCUUGAUGGUGAAUGUAGAUUUGAUGAUGAACAAUGUAGAUAUUCCCAUGGCAACAUAGUAGCAUUAUCAAAUUUAAAAGAAGCAAUAGAUCCUAAUUUUGAUUCAGUUAAAGUUGGAAGUAGAAUAUUACUAAAAUUAAAACGGCCUGAAGGAGAGGAUAUUUCUUUGACAAAAAAGUCUACAGAAAAAUAUCACUUAUGGCACAGAGCAAUUGUGAAAGGUAUAGAUUUGGAGAAAAGAGUUUGUUUAGUGAAAUUAGAACAAGGAAUCCAGACAGGAGAGAAAAGGAAAUCAGUACCAGAAGAGUUCCAUGUUCAUUUAGAAGAAAUUUUCCCUCUAAAUAGUGAAACUAACAGCGAUUCAGAAUCUGAUAACAGUCUCAGUGACACAGAAUAUCCAGAUAGUAAAGUAAUACGUACAGAAGAUGAGAACCGCACCCUGCUGAUAGAAAAGAGUUUACAGAGUAAUGCACCAGGAAUGGGAGAAUGGGAGCGUCACACUAGAGGUAUUGGAUCGAAGAUAAUGCUGGCUAUGGGUUAUGUGCCUGGCACGGGGCUCGGCGCGGCGAGCGAUGGCCGUGUACAGCCGGUUGAAGCCCGUCUGUUGCCGACUGGGAAGAGUCUCGACCAGUGCAUGGCUAUCUCGGAGAAAAACGCCGCCCAGGACUCGCUCAAGGUAGAACAAAAGCUUAAACGUCUCCAAAAGAAAGAAGAAGAACGAAAUAAAAGGGCCUAUGAACGUGAGAAAGAAAGAGAAAGGAGAAAUGUAUUUAAUUUCUUAAAUAGAACGUUGGGAGACAAAUCGGACGAAGUUGAGACAUCCAUAGUACCACCAAAAGUGAUAAAAGAGUCCACAAGUAAAGAUUUGAAUAUUGAACAGUUCAAAAUAAUGGAAGACAUAAAAAAACUUGAACGAGAGAUACUAAAAUUGAACAAUUCCUUAGUUCGACAUGAUCUUGGAUCAAGUGGACACAGAAGUAUUAAUCUCCAAAUUCAAGAGAAAAAUAAAGAAUUAAAUGCACUUAAAAGUAAGGAGCACUUAAUUUCUAAGGAACAAAGACAUCGAAAGGAUAAACAUAAAAUGGCCGUAUUUUAACUUUUACAUAAAUAACUGUUUAAAUACAAUAAUCUGUAUUAUAAAUUAUAAUAGGUGUAUAAAUAAA